CAGGCUCAGCAUACAAACUUAGCCAAUGUCACUGUCCAACUUGUUGACCUGGAGCUUACUGUAACUCCAGAGCCUACUAUGGAGGCUGAGCAUUCUACCCAUGCAGCGGACUAUAGCUCCUCCAGAGGACCCUGAGGUGACACUUCCACACCCAGAGCAGAUCCUGGCUCGGCAUCCAAAUUUGACUGAAGUCACAGUUCAACCUGUAGACCUGGCACUAACCAUAACUCCAGAACCCACUACAGAGGUUGAAACUUCAACCUUGCAAGAGACCCCAAGUCAGCCUUCAGAGUCACUGAAGGAGGUUGUAGUUCAGCCUUCACUGUUUAAGGAGGUGACCAUUCCAACUCCAGAUCAGGAUCAUGCUCAUCAUCCAUUGUCACCUAAUGUAACAGAUCAACCUUUGAACCUGGAGCUGACCAUAUCUCCAGAACCCACUGUGGAGGUUAAAACUUCUACAGCCCUGCAGAAAACUACAGCUCCUCCAAAAGACCUUGAGGUGACAUUUGCACAUCUAGAGCAGGUUCAGGUUCAGCAUCCAACCUUGACUAAGGCCACAACUCAACAUUUGGACCUGGUGUUUACAGUAACUCCAGAAUUCAAUAAGGAGAUUGAACUUCGUCUGCAUAUGCAGGAGACUCCAGUUCAGCCCCCAGAGCCACUUAAGGUGGUUUUUGGAGCUCGGUCUCCAGGAUAUCAGGAGCAGACUGUUCCAACACCAGGUCAGGAUCAAGCUCAGUAUCCAUCAUCACCCAAUAUAACAGUUCUACCUUUGGACUUGGAACUUACCAUAACUCCAGAACCCACUACAGAGGUUGAACAUUCUCCAGCCAUGCAAGAGACCCUAGAUCAGCCUCCAGAGCCACCUAAGGAACUGGUAGCUCAACCUCCAGUAUAUCAAAAGGCAGCAGUUCCAACACUAGGUCAGGAUCAAGCUCAGCAUCUGUGGUCACUGAAUGUAACAGUUCAGCCUUGGGGCUUGGAGCUUACUACAGGCAUUAAACAUUCUACAGCUCUGCAGCAGACUACAGCUCCUCCAAAGGACCCUGAGGGGACAUUUCCACAUUCAGAGCAGGUUCAGGUUCAGCAUCCAACCUUAACUAAAGUCACAGUUAAACCUUUGGACUUGGUGCUUACCAUAACUCCAGAAUCCACUACAGAGACUGAACCUUCUCCAACCAUGCAAGAGACCCCAACUCAGCCUCCAGAGUCACCUAAGGAGGCUGUAAUUCAGUAUCCAAUCCAGCAGGAAGUGACAGUUCCAACUCCAGGUCAGGAUCAAGCUCAGCAACCAACGUUGCCCACCGUCACAGUUCAUCAUGAGGAGUUACGACUUACCAUAACUCCAGAAUCCACUACAGAGACUGAACCUUCUCCAACCAUGCAAGAGACCCCAACUCAGCCUCCAGAGUCACCUAAGGAGGCUGUAAUUCAGUAUCCAAUCCAGCAGGAAGUGACAGUUCCAACUCCAGGUCAGGAUCAAGCUCAGCAACCAACGUUGCCCACCGUCACAGUUCAUCAUGAGGAGUUACGACUUACCAUAACUCCAGAAUCCACGACAGAGACUGAACCUUCUCCAACCAUGCAAGAGACCCCAACUCAGCCUCCAGAGCCACAUAAGGAGGUUGUAGUUCAGUAUCCAUUCCAGCAGGAAGUGACCGUUCCAACUCCAAGUAAGGAUCAAGGUCAGCAUCCAGCAUCACCCACCAUCUCAUUUCGUCCUAUGGGCUUGGGGCUUACCAUAACUCCAGAACCUACAGAGGCUGAACAUUCUACAACCAUGAAGACUACAACUCCUCCUCCAAAGGACCUUGAAGUGACACUUGGACAUCCAGAACAGGUUCAGAGUCAACAUCCAAACCUGACUGAAGUCACAGUUCCACCUAUGGACUUGGAAAAUACUGUAAGUCGGCAAUCAGAGUCAUUUGAGACAGAGUUUCCUCCAACAACUCAGCAUUCAGUGGUGCAUUUUGUAAAAUAUACCUCAAAAAAGGCCUACACAGCUUUAACUGAGCAACCAGAACAGAAUGCCACCACAGACCUCAAAAUAUGUGAGCGCUGUACCUGCAAAGAUGAGACGCUGUCGUGUAUUGGUCUCAGCCUACAGCAGAGGCUCCGCAGCGUGCCUGUGCCAGAGCCGGACGCCUAUAACGGCACCUUCUCCAUCUUAAAUUUCCAAGGAAACUCUAUUUCUUACAUUGAUGAGAAUAUAUGGAAGGCAUACCGUUGGGCUGAGAAACUAAUUCUCAGUGAAAAUUAUUUGACCGAAUUACAUAAAGACACAUUUGAAGGCCUGCUAUCCCUCCAGUAUUUAGAUUUAUCCUGCAAUAAAAUACAAUUUAUUGAAAGACGUACAUUUGAACCACUACCUUUUUUGCAGUUUAUAAAUCUUGGUUGCAAUUUACUCACAGAACUGAGCUUUGGAACAUUUCAGGCCUGGCAUGGAAUGCAGUUUUUACACAAGUUAACUCUCAGUCAUAACCCUCUGUCAACUGUUGAAGAUUCAUACCUUUUUAAAUUGCCGGCAUUAAGAUAUUUAGACCUGGGAACAACAGAGGUGUCACUUACAACAAUCGAGAGCAUUCUCAUGAUGACCUUUGAACUGGAAAAACUGAUUUUACCUAGCCGCAUGGCCUGCUGUCUCUGCCAAUUUAAAAGUACCAUUGAGGUCGUCUGCAAGACAGUCAAGCUGCACUGUGACAGUGAAUGUCUGACAAAUGCCACGCUUUGUGAUGAGGAAGUAUAUAUAAGGAGUGAGGAAGGAUCAUUCAUGAAGGUAUUGAAAGCUCGGAAGAAGAGCACCAGCACUGAACUGACUAUUGAGGCAGAAAAGCCAUCCUCAGACAAAAGUGGCAUCGGUUUGUCAGCCUUUAUGAAUGAGCAGCUAGACUUUAAUGAUGAAAGUGAUGUCAUUAGCGCACUGAAUUACAUAUUGCCUUACUUCUCAGAGGGACAUCUAGAAGACGUAGAAUCGACGUUAUUACCAUUCAUUAAACUUCUGUUUUCAAGUGUGCAAGAGGGAGACAGUCCUGUGGGUCACUUGACAAACAACACACAGGAACCUUCUCUUAAACCUGGAUCCAACAAUUCAACUUACAAGAAUAAACUGAGGAAACUCUAUUUUCUGGAAAACUUGUUAGAUGCAGAAAUUCAGGGAAAAGUUGAUGAGGUUAAAGAGAAAGAAAAAACUGCCCUGCUUAUACCUUCCAGCCUUUUAGGUCCCAAGUUUAAACGUCAAAUCUUUCCAAAGAAAUUGGAAACUGCUCAAUCACAGGAAAAGAGCCUAGACAAGGUUGAGAAUGUCGGGACAAAAAUGCUGAGAGUGAACAAGGUCAUCAAGGGCCUGAAGGGCAUCCGGGAAAGGCGCCUUAAAGAAAUGAGACGUCAGAAUACCCAGAGGAAACAGAAUGCCCAGCCAUUUGUGGAGAAUGUGGCCGAAGAAAGACGGCUCGAGAGACCGUCCGCAGGGGGGCUGGAACAGCUUCACGUGGCACAGAGGCCCCGGAAAUUGGUGGGAAGCUCCUUCAAAACAGAGCCCUCAUUCAUACAGGAACACAAGGCAGCGGUCUCUUCGUUCCUGAAACAAUACUCUGUGGGAAGGCCUGCUGCCUCCACCGCUCCCAAAUCCCCAGCUGAGGUGAAAAACAAAUCAAAAGACUUGACAUACCCCAUUUCUGUUUUAGAAGACGCAAAUGCUAGAGUUAGAAACAUGAAGGCUUCCAGACCAGCCUCACAUUCCAGAAAAAAAUACCUCUUCCAUAAAACUCACUCGCGUGUGGUCCACAGAACACCCAAGGCCAAACUGAAUCACAAGUCGAGAAAGGAAAGUUCACUCAGUAAUAGACUGAUGCUCGCAAAGAGGCCUCUGUUCUCUGCAGUCAAGAGCCUCAUAAAUUCCCCUUCACGGGAGGAUUUUUCAUCUCCCGGAGAAAUGGGUCCUCAGGAAACUCCUUUUCCAGAAUUAUUUACUCUUUCAAAACCUAACAGAGAAAACACUACCGUAGAGAACACUAAUGCACAAAAUAUCUUUGAAGAAAAUAUUUCUACAGGAAACACUACUCGGCCAGAACAAACCUUCCCUGAAUUCACAAGCCGUAAGAAUCUUUCCAUGGCUAAUUCUAUCAUUACUGCAGACGGCUCCGCGCCGACCGCUAAACAAGCCAACAAUUCGCAAUGGGAAUACUACAGUGUGGGCACUGACUUGCCCUCCGAGGCCUCAGGCUUCACUGUGUCCAACCCCUCAUCCCCAGGUGAUCUAUUUGAGAUGCAGUUAAACCAGCAGCUACGGCCCCUCAUCCCCAACAAUGAUGUGAGAAGGCUCAUUUCUCACGUUAUCCGGACUUUGAAAAUGGACUGCUCUGAGACCCACGUGCAGCUGGCCUGUGCCAAGCUCAUCUCCAGGACAGGCCUCCUGAUGAAGCUUCUCAGCGAGCAGCAAGAGAUGAAAGUAUCCAAGGCAGAGUGGGAUACGGACCAAUGGAAAAAUGAGAAUUACAUCAAUGAGAGCAGUGAAGCCCAGGGUGAACAGAAAGGGGCGGAUUCAAGGGAGCUCACAAAAGAAGUUCCAGGUUAUGGCUACAACAACAAGCUCAUCUUGGCAAUAUCCGUGACUGUAGUAGUGAUGAUAUUGAUCAUCGUUUUCUGUCUCAUUGAGAUUUAUUCUCAUAGAGCAGCAGUAGAGGAAAGUAAAGAAGGAAACUCAAGGGGCUUCUUCCAAUCUCUGCUGGGUCGGAGAUGCUCCACGGAAAGUGACAAUCAGGAGGGCUUUUUCUGGAUAAGGCGGCCACUGUGGCUCAGGGACAUGUACAGACCUCUCAACGCCACACGCAAGAAAAACAUGGCACAGAAGCUGCAUGACAAGGAUUCUUCUGAUGAGGAUGAGAUUUUCAACAAGGAACCAGGGGAGUCCAGUGAAGCCGCAACAGAGAAGGCUCAGGCCACAGAUUCCACUGCUGACGAGCUGACCUACGAGAACGAGACAGGGCAUGACACGGUCACCGAGUGAGCCCCGUCCUGCCUCUGGCCGCCAAUAAAGUUUAUUUUCUCAUACUG
This is a messenger RNA of Hyaena hyaena (striped hyena), 5052 nucleotides long. RefSeq names its product leucine-rich repeat-containing protein 37A2-like. Gene Ontology annotation, molecular function: protein binding. Lineage: Eukaryota; Metazoa; Chordata; Mammalia; Carnivora; Hyaenidae. The record is from RefSeq and is a predicted model, not a curated record.